UUCUUUUUCUUGACGUUGCCAUUUUGCAACGUGAGCCACUUUCGCAGCUCGUCCCUGUUUGACCCUAAGGGACCCACUUGGAAUCUUACAUAGGUAUCCAGUGUAGGUAUGGAUGAUUUGGGCCAGAGGCAUUCAGCGCGAUAUGAUAACGAUGGUCAACGAAGUGACAGUGUCUACGGCAAGGGUCUUACACCGAGCAAUUCCUUCGUCUUGUCGGAUGAUUUUGGCGACAAGCCUGACGACCAGGAGUAUCAUAAUCCGCAAUGCGGCAUCACCACCGGUUACAUGGACAUAGGAGAGCAGUAUUGUGAUGACGUCACUACAGUACACACGGAAGGCAAUAUUGAUGACAGUUCCUUGAAUGACCCUAUGCAAGCUGGUACUAUGCUCUACGAUUACUCCCAGGAAUACUGUCAAACGGGCCACAUGGGAACCACGGAUAGCUACGACUCAAGGAACGUUGACGGUUAUGGCUCCCCGUUAACUGGGAAGGACCCAGCCACUAACAUACCGCGAUCUAUGUCGGGAGGUUUCUCUGGUGGUAUGAUAGGCACUUCAGCACCAAGCAUGACCGGGACGCAUGAAACUAUCGAAGAUCCCAGUAGCAACUACUGGUGCGGCUAUCAAAUGACACCACCUCCCUAUGGAACAACUCCACCUGGGACUGCUCAGCAAUACCCGAGGACGGUGACUCGCUAUGGGAACUAUCGAUACGGUGCCACAUCACCUUAUUAUCCAAUGGGUGGUUCUAUGUACAGCUCGUAUCCAGUAGAGCGUAAUAUGCCAUAUCCCGCCGGUUACAGCAUAUCCAACGAGUCGUAUUACAAUAGCAAACAACCGUAUAUGCCAUACACUCCACGCCGUAGUCUGAGUUCCACUAUGACCCCUGGCGUUGUAAAGUCAUCUUCUUUACCAUCUCAUCACAUACCGAUUGACCAAAUGCAGUAUAAAGGUUGGUAUGGCCAAAUGGGUAGCAUGGAUCCACAUCUCUUGCAGCCCAGGUCGGUAUGCCACCCAAACUCCAAUGAACCUCCAGGAUCACAAAGGACACCGCGGUUCAACUCAGAGAUUCUGUAUAACGAAUUAACAUCACGAUUACAAAGGGAGCUAACCAAUAAACGUCACGUAAGCUCUGGAAGGCCUAAAAUGAAUAGGCAUAAUUAUGUUUGUGCCAUGUGCAAUGCCAAAACAACACCUCAGUGGCGCUAUAUAAAAGGAACGUCAGUGUGUAACGCAUGUUAUAUGCGUAUACGUAAGCAAAAGCUUAAGCAACAGCAGCAGGACGAGGAGAUUGCGCGCUGUGAAACCCUUAGUGCCGGAACGGACGGCGCAGAGGACGGCCAUCCCGAAGAUACAGGUACACACGAAAGAUCCAGCUAAUCAUCUAUUAUCAUAUGUAUCAUCGUAUGUCAGAGAUGCUGUUGCUCCCAUUGAUAACUAACAUCUCGAACUCACGGUCACAUCUAAUAUCACGUGUCACUUUGAGUCGAUGAUUCUGCGCAGUGCAGCUAG
Babesia bovis T2Bo is the source of this 1512-nucleotide messenger RNA. RefSeq names its product GATA zinc finger family protein. Lineage: Eukaryota; Apicomplexa; Aconoidasida; Piroplasmida; Babesiidae. The coding region runs from base 109 to 1380 and encodes 423 amino acids. The record is from RefSeq and is a predicted model, not a curated record. The transcript has a single exon. Gene Ontology annotation, biological process: regulation of DNA-templated transcription. Gene Ontology annotation, molecular function: zinc ion binding; sequence-specific DNA binding.